GAGGGAAAGGCAGGCUCUUCCGAGUCGGGGUUGGGGGCGGUGGCAGCGGACAGUGAAGGGCAGCGGCAGCGGAGGAUUCGGCUAUCGGGAUUUCAAUUAUGGCAGGUCCAGAAUCUGACAGUCAGUAUCAGUUCACUGGUUUUAAGAAAUACUUCAAUUCAUACACCCUUAAUGGCAGAAAGAAUUAUGUACUGGCAACUUACGGAGGAAUCGCUUUGCUCAUACUUUACUUCAAGGCAAGGUCUAAAAAAACUCCAGCUGUGAAAGCAACAUAAAUGGAGUCCAGUAUGUGUGUGUGUAUAUGUGUAUACUUUGUCCAUCAUCAAGUUCCCUGGCUGAAGGACCUCCUGCCAACUUAGCAUGUGAUCUGCAAGUCUUGAAAUAAAACAUGAACUCAGAAAA
This is a messenger RNA of Vombatus ursinus (common wombat), 402 nucleotides long. It is a transcript of the gene ATP5MK, whose product is annotated as ATP synthase membrane subunit DAPIT. Bases 99 to 275 code for a protein of 58 amino acids. The record is from RefSeq and is a predicted model, not a curated record. NCBI's taxonomy places the organism in Eukaryota, Metazoa, Chordata, Mammalia, Diprotodontia, Vombatidae. The transcript has 4 exons.